AUGUACCAAUGGCUGCUGGCGGCUGUCGGCAGUCUCUUCGCCGCCGCGCGCCGCUCCGCGCCACUCCCGGCCCCGCGCAAGCGGCCCUUCCGCAGUGUUCAGCCGCCUCUGGAAGAAGAUCCUGACGAGCCUCAACCAAAAAGGAAAACAUCAGGCUCUGAGCCUCCAGGAGAAGUAAGCACCUCUGCUGAGGUGAAUUUGCCACCCAGGGCAGCAGAUGAACACUGGGCAAUUUCAGAUGACAACGUAACUUCAACCACAACCUUGGGAGAAGAGCCUCCAUCUGCUCCAUAUGACCCUUCAUCUGAAAUACCAUCAAGCCCUGUGCUGGAAAGGCUGCAGAUUGAUAAUAUGCCUUUUGAAAGUGAUGCUUACUUUGAUAGGGUCACACUGGCCCUUUCUCCUGUGACAGUUCCAGAUCUCCGCAACUACUACACUGAACCUCCUGGAGAUGACACUUCAACACCCACUGAGGAUGAAGAGCCAAAACCUUCUACUUCAGGAAUGGACAAAACAGGGAAGCCUUUGCGCAGCGUUGAGGAUGCUCAGAGAGAAGAAAAAGAGAAAUACAAGCAACUCUUGAAACUACUGAAGGACAAAUAUGCUAAAUACUGCCAAACUACAAAGCCGACAAGCUCCAAUGUUGAGAUUUACUACAAAGAGUCACUGUCUGCUGUAACUUUCCUGGAAGAACAAAGAUGUGGAGGGGAUGCCUCCAAGCUUUUGACACCAAAACCUGAUGGCAGCAGCCCACGCCACUCUCCAGAACGUGAGCAGCCCAGUUGCAGUUAUGGUACGCCAGCAGAAAAGGAAGGCAAGAAAGGACAAGAGGGACACCCCAACUCAGGGCAUGGAGAUGAAGUCCCAGUGAAUGCCUCCUCUGGAUUGCAUCUGCCACCCGUUGUGUCCGGAAGACCAUCUAUCCAUGAUGAGGAAGAAAAGAAACUCCCCAAAUCCCAAGAACGCUUUCCUCCACUCACAGAGGCCAUGGAGAGAGAGAUCAAGGCUGCAUUGACCGAGGGUAAACCAGAGGAGGUCGUGAGCAGUGCCUUCAAACUCAGGCUCAGCCGUGAGGACAUCCAGACACUGAACAACUUCUCGUGGCUCAACGACGAGGUCAUUAAUUUCUAUAUGAAUCUUCUGAUGGAAAGAGGCAAAAAAGAAAACUAUCCAUCAGUGUACGCUUUUAGUACUUUCUUCUGUCACAAACUUCUUUCCGAAGGCUACACAGCAGUAAAAAGAUGGACUAGAAAUGUGAAUCUGUUCAAACAUCACAUCAUUUUAGUUCCUAUUCACUUGAGAUCACACUGGACGUUGGUGGUCGUAGAUAUCAGAAUGAAGACCAUCACAUACUUUGACUCACUUGGAAAGAGAGGAGACAAGAUCUGUGAAGUUGUAUUCCAAUACCUGCAAGAGGAGAGCUGGGAGAAACGAAAAGUGAAGCUGUCACUUUCGGAGUGGACCCUUCACAGCAUGGAGGCCCAUGAAAUUCCUCAGCAAUCGAAUGGAAGUGACUGCGGAGUUUUUAUGUGCAAAUAUGCAGAUUAUGUCUGCAGAGACAAACCCAUUACCUUCACUGAGGAAGACAUGCCUUACUUCCGCAAGAGAAUGGUGUGGGAAAUAAUCCAUCAGCAGCUGCUGUGAGGCAUGAGCCGACAGAGCAACACGGUGCAUCACCUGGCAGUCACUAGCUCCUAUUUCAUUAUGUUUGCAGUGCCUUACUGAACAGGAAGCAGGCACUCACAUGUUUCUCUUUUAGGCUAUAAAGUAACGGUUAAUUUUUUUCCUCCA
Messenger RNA from Lagopus leucura (white-tailed ptarmigan), 1791 nucleotides. It is a transcript of the gene SENP2, whose product is annotated as SUMO specific peptidase 2. The coding region runs from base 1 to 1644 and encodes 547 amino acids. The record is from RefSeq and is a predicted model, not a curated record. Gene Ontology annotation, molecular function: deSUMOylase activity. The transcript has 17 exons. NCBI's taxonomy places the organism in Eukaryota, Metazoa, Chordata, Aves, Galliformes, Phasianidae. Gene Ontology annotation, biological process: protein desumoylation. Gene Ontology annotation, cellular component: nucleus.